Molecule: messenger RNA, 5853 nt
Organism: Eleginops maclovinus (Patagonian blennie)
Lineage: Eukaryota; Metazoa; Chordata; Actinopteri; Perciformes; Eleginopidae
Product: protein mono-ADP-ribosyltransferase PARP14-like
Exons: 15
Coding region: 129-4946 (1605 amino acids)
Biological process (GO): negative regulation of gene expression; protein poly-ADP-ribosylation
Cellular component (GO): cytoplasm; nucleus
Molecular function (GO): NAD+ poly-ADP-ribosyltransferase activity; transcription corepressor activity; NAD+-protein mono-ADP-ribosyltransferase activity
Source: RefSeq, a predicted model, not a curated record
AAGGAAACCCAGAGCCUGCACUCGAUACGACUGCGUCCGACCCGGUGACACCAGUGUUUAAUUGAUCUAAUCAAGGCCUACAGUGGUGCAAUAUAUUUGAUUAACUGAGUGUAUCAACUGGUUGUAGUAUGGAUGACUCUUUCCGGUAUCCCGUUUACUUCGAGUGUCCCAAUCUGGACGGAGAACGGAGAAAAAGGGUAGAACUUUACUUUCGGAAUCGUCGCAAAUCACGAGGUGGAGAAUGCGGUUCGAUAACAAACCAAGAGAAUGAAGUGUACCGCAUUGCGUUUAGAGACAGAGGAGAUCAGCAAAACAUCCUGCAGAAGUCUAAACAUGAAGUAGAGUUUGCCGGUGAUCGUCUGGUGCUGAUUGUGCGAGAAAGCCCCAAGUUAGAUAGCCCAAAAGUGGACUCAACUUCAUCACAGGAGCCGCCCAUUCUUACUUCAAGCCUGCUAACACUUGAAGAAUAUGAAAUACGACCUGACGCUUACCUUUUACAGUUCCUGAACGAAUGCCCAAAGGCUCUGAAAGGACUGGAGAUAGAACUAGUCUCUUUGGCAUGCUCUGCUCAGCUGUACCCAGAGGAAGGGAGGGUUUUAGUUAGCUGUUCAGCUCAACCUGGUGCUGUAGAUUAUGUCAAAAAUUGGAAAGCAGAGGUUGACAAACUCUUUGGUGGCUACCUGUGCCACUGUGAGGUGGACUCUCACAAAGUUUUAGCUCUGCUUGAGUCCAGGAACUCUCUUCAGACCACCGGUGACGUUAAGGUGUACAGCGAGAAUGGGAUGGCUGUUGUUGUUGGGCAGCGUUCUCAGGUGAACGCCACGUUGAUGGAUGUAGGUGCCUCGCUUGGUAAACAAGGGCCACGGUUACUUGAGAGGCAAACCAGCAUUUGUCGACUGGGCGAGGCUAAGCUCCGCCUCAUCUGGAAAGAGAUUGAGCAAACUUUGCCAAAAGACUUUCCAGAAGUGAAGGUCACACGGGGAGUUCAAGGUCAGUUACAUUUGGAAGGAUCUGUCGAGGACAUUCUUAAGGCUAAAGAUUGGAUUUCUGAUCAGGAGAAGUUGGUGUUUGAAAGGACAGUUUCUGACAUGAGGCCACAUUUGUUGGCCUUCUUGAGAAAUAUAUACGGAGGUCCAGGGGUGCUUGGACAAUUAGGGGUUAGUGACAAUGUGGAAAUAGACUUACGUGAAACCGAGCUGCGUUUCUUCAGCCUCUCUGCUGAUAAAUUGAAUGACACAGUAACAAAACUGCAGGAAAAAUUCAAGGAAGUCAAGAUUGAUGUUCCUUACUGCUCCGCUGUGUCAUCUGAGUUAAAGGAAAAACUUAAAUCCGAGACAAAAGAGAUGAACCAAGGGCAAUACAGGGCUCAGGUCGUCUAUGGCCCUGACAGCAGUGUGUGGUUACUUGGCCACACCAAAGAGGUUGAAGAGCUAAAUGAAGUAGUCAUACAGUUUAUUUUGGAUCAUGCAAGCAUAGAGGGCAAAGUCAAUCUCCCUGACCCAGAGUUAGUACCUGUUUUACCAGAAUUGCUGCGUCUGCAUGGUUUUGAUCAUUCAGGGGUAACCUUCUGUCCUUUAAUAUCAUCCUCUGGACCCACAAUGGUGCUGGAAGGUCCAUCUGGCAAAGUGACUGAGGUCAGGAACAGGCUGAGGCCAUUUCUGGACUCCAUCGUUAAGGGCAGAGUUACCAUUGAAUUGCCAGGAGCAGUGAGGUAUAUUGAAAGCAGCUCUGGAAGAGACAACAUUUUAACAUAUGCUCGUUCUCAGAAGUGUCUCGUACAGCUUCAAGAACAAUCUUACGCUACUCGACAGACUUUUGCAUCUGAUGCAAGAUCAGGUAAAGUAAACACAACAGUUGCUAGCUACAGCCUUCGUGACGGGCUCCAGGUCAUUGUCUGUCAGGGUGACAUCACCAAACAGGAAGCUGAUGCCCUGGUGAAUGCUGCCAACGAAGAUCUAGACCAUGGUGGAGGGGUCGCUGCAGCGCUGUCUAAAGCAGGUGGCCCUCAGGUGCAGAAGGAAAGCAGAGCUAUAGUAAAUCAGACUGGAAAAAUCCCCACUGGGGAAGUGGUAGUGACCACAGGGGGGAACCUGAACUGCAAGAAACUGCUUCAUGCUGUUGGGCCUGUAGGUGGAAAAUCAGGUGGUAAAGAAAAGAUGUUAUUGGAGAAAACUGUCCAGUCUGCUCUGAACUUAGCAGAGAUUAUGGAGUUCAGGUCUAUAGCUAUGCCUUGUAUCAGCUCAGGUGUGUUUGGUGUACCUGUCACUGUGUGUUCUGAGGCUAUUGUAACUGCUGUAAAGGAGUUUUGCAGCCAGGGAGGGAGAAGUCUUAAAAGAAUCAUCCUGAUUGAUAACAGAGGAGAGGUGGUGAGGUCCAUGCAGGAUGCAUGUGAUCGCCUUCUCCAAGGGACAGGUACCGGAAACAGGGCACCAAGUGAUCUGGGGUUUCAGAUGGAAGCUGCUGCCCAAGACGCAGCAAGAGGAGCCACUGCUGGAGCUCCUGGAGGGGGUGUCCAUCUACAGAUCAUUCAGGGAACCAUCGAGACCCAGCAGGUGGACUGCUUUGUGUCCCCCAUGUUUGGCCAUGAUCCUCAUUCUACCCGUGUUGGAAGUAUUUUGUCCAAAAUGGUAGGACCUCAGCUGACUGCAAAGUUUCAUCAGGAAGCAAGAGGAGCAACGAUUCCUGGUGACAUAAUCCUGGUUGAGGGCUUACCUGCAGUGUUAUUCAUCAACCUCACUCCCUGGGAUAAUAACCAACACGGAACUGCAGUCCAGGUCUUGAGAAAGGGCAUCAGAAAAAUGCUGGCUUCCUGUCAGAUGCGUGGCUUUAGUUCAGUGGCUCUCCCUGUGCUGGGGGUCGGUGCUGCUCUACGUUUUCCUCAGAGUGUGGCAGCCAGGGUAAUGAUGGAGGAGGUCCGUCAAUUUGAACAUAACCGAGUCAUUGGAACAUCUUUCUUAGUCUGUAUUGUCGUGCAAUCCACCCAUUCUAGCAAGGCCUUCCAGUCUUGCCAGGACACCAUGCAUCUCAAAGGGUUCACAAACGAUGCUGACCCAGACCAAGCUUCCUUUUAUCGCCAUAUCUCCGCAAAUAACGAUGAAGUCACGGCCAUGCUGGGCGGAGUCAAGCUUCAGAUGGUCGUUGGUGACAUCACUAAGGAGAGCACCGAGGUCAUAAUCAACACAACUGACUUCUCCAACAACCAAGCUGGUGUGUCCAAAGCCAUUCUGACUGCAGCGGGGCCCAGUGUCCAAACACAAUUGGCACAAGCCGGAAUUCCUACAGACUUCAUGUGUACUACAGGACCCGGGUUGCUUGCCUGCAAGGAAAUCAUACAUGCCAGUUUUAGGCGUGAACAUGAAGUGUUUCGUAAGAAUUGCACAAAGAUACUGAAGCAGUGUGAAAGCAAAGGCUACAGCUCCGUGUCCUUCCCUGCUGUAAACACUGGUGCAGCUAAAAUGGACCUGAGCAAAGCAUGUAAAGCCUUGCUGGAUGGCAUGACCUCAGCUAUUAUGGACUUGAAACCAAAUUGCCUUAACCUUAUCCGCAUUGUCAUCUUCAAGCAAUCGGUCUUUCAGGCUUUCAGAUCAGAGCUGGAGAACCGCUUUGGACAAACAGCCACUCGCCACCUAGGCCUGAGAGAAAAAGCUAGACAAAUGCUGAAGAAGUGGCAAGAGACAAGAACAAAAACUACUGUAACACCUAAAGGGAAAAUCUUUGCCUCCUCAAAGCCACCUCCAGCUGUGAUCAGUGUGAUUGGCUGUGGUCCGGACAUCAUCAGGACCAUGAAGAGAAAUCUGGAGGGGAUCUUUCAGAACCAGCUGCUAGAGAAAGACGUGGAUGUGGAGGAUUUCUCCAGGCUUGAUGACAUGGAGAGGGAGGCAGUGCACGCAAAAGUCAAAGUCUUAGGAGUAAGCCUCCAAUACAGGAAACGUCCAAGUUUUGAGGGUGGGAAUGGGAACGGAGCAGACAACGCUGCCAGAGGUGAAGCUAGAGAUCGCUCAGGGUCAGGAACAGAGGUCUAUGUGCUGAAAGGCCUGAAAGAGGACGUGUUGACCAUCAUCGAUCUUAUAAACAAAGCAAUCAAAAAAGCACUCAACGAAGACAUCCAAGAUAAAAAAGAAGCAAUGCUAGCUCUUGAAGUCCAGUGGUCAAUUCAUGAUGUAAAUAAAGUCUGGCGCGAGCUGAGCCUGCAGGACAACUACAUUCUGGAGAAGGCUCACGAGAAGAAUCAAGUUUUCGCGGACAUCACGUCACCAGACGGACUAAAGGUGUCCGUGAACCUGAAGGAAAAUAAAGCCACUAACAGGCUCACAGGCAUCACCUACGAAGUGAAAAGGAACGACUCCGACACAACCUUAGUGUUGCCGGCACAUUGGGAACCUAUGCAUAAUGCACACUUUAAAAAGGUGGAGUUGCAACGUAACUCUUCAGAGUACGACAAAAUAGCCAAGGGUUUCCUCCAAACGGCAAAAUACAACAUUCACAAAAUUGAACGAGUGCAAAACAUCUACCUGUGGUAUGGCUAUACUGUGUUCAAGCAACGUUUGUUAGCCAAGAAUGACAAAGACGGGGAUGGGGAAAAAUAUCUCUACCAUGGCACAUCAGCAGACUCGUGCAAUUGCAUUGAAACGGGCAAAUUUGACAGGAACUACGCAGGAAAACAUGCUGCUGCAUAUGGAAAGGGAGUGUACUUUGCAGUCAACGCGGCGUAUUCGGCCAAUAGCUUUUCCCCGGCAGACGCGACAGGCAUGAAGAGGCUGUACGUGGCUAAAGUCCUGACCGGUCGCUAUACCGUCGGCGAUUGUCGUUGGAAAGCCCCCCCUCCUCGAGGCUCAGACAAAACGGACUGCUUCGACAGUUGUGUGGAUAACCUGCAGAAUCCCUCCAUGUUCGUGAUCUUCCACGAUGACCAGGCCUACCCAGAAUACCUUAUCACCUUCAAAUGAGUACACCUGAAACCAAUGGUCUGCGACACUUUGGAAUGUGCCAUAAAUACUCGUGCGUUUUCCCUGAGAUGAUUUUGAAUGGAGUUGUAUCUCAGAAGCACUUUAACAUACCCCUAACACAAUCAGAUGUUGUGACACACGCCUUGUAACACAUCCCCAUGUGUAUUCAACAGCCUUGUAUUGAAGGCUUUAACACUUGAUAUUAUACUUUAAUUUUGGAGAUCCUUUGUUUCUGGCUUUCAAAUUGUGCGAUAUAAAAAACAAGAAAUGAUUCUUAAUAUCUUCCAAAGAUGAACACUGUAUGUGCCAUAUAGUAAAAUGUUACUUUUUGGAUAUGCAACAACAUCAAUUAUGCAAAGAUUAUUCUUUUAAAGGUUAUUUUACUUUCAUUUAUUUCAUUCAAACGUUUAAUGUCAGAAGUAUUUCUUAUGGUAUUUUUACCUUUCAGUUGCCUUUAAACACUAUGUAUUUAGUUAGGGUAGCGAGUUCCAUACUAACCAUAUUAUGUUUGCUGCAUAUCAGACACAUUUGAAAUAAUAUGUUCAAGAGUAGAAGAAUGCUCUAUUGCCUUUUCUUAACAUAAAACAAGCAGCCAGCCAAGGAAGUAGAGGUAGCUGUUUAGAACGGUCACACGCACCCUAAAUACAUUUAGCUAUCAUUACAUUUUAUCUGAAGAGUUCAUAUUUUCUUUGACUGCACAAUGAAGUUUCUAAGUUGGCAUUAUAACAUUUCCUUUUUUUCAUUUCCUUGAAGUGAAUACAUGAGCAAGAUGAAGGAGACUCUGUGUUUUAAUUAACAGUGUACCUAAAAGUGCAUUUAUUUUCAAUGUUUUUCCAAUAUAUGAACUUGUAUUGUGCAUUUCAGAGGCAGUGCACCGUCGUCAACAAUAAAAAUUAAAACAAGUAUA